This is a messenger RNA of Toxotes jaculatrix (banded archerfish), 3092 nucleotides long. It is a transcript of the gene tmem67, whose product is annotated as transmembrane protein 67. Gene Ontology annotation, biological process: cilium assembly. The transcript is spliced from 28 exons. Gene Ontology annotation, cellular component: MKS complex; ciliary transition zone. The record is from RefSeq and is a predicted model, not a curated record. NCBI's taxonomy places the organism in Eukaryota, Metazoa, Chordata, Actinopteri, Toxotidae. Bases 1 to 2952 code for a protein of 983 amino acids.
AUGGCGACGGGGACGCUACCGUUUGUCGUUAACAGGCACAACGCGCCUCUAACAUUGUUUCUUUUAAUAUACAUAGAUUUGCUUCACUGCCAGCAGUUUAUUAUCCCGUAUGAGACUCCUGCAAACUGCGAUGUGCAAGAAUUUUUUGACAUCUCGAGUUUGUCGUGUGUGAAGUGCGGCCCAAAUCAGGAACGGAGCACAACAGGACUGAGUUGCAUUUGCAAAACUGGGUACCAAAGUCUCACCACUGAUAAGGCGUCCAUUACUUGCCAGAAAUGUCCCACUGACAAGCCUGCAGUCACAACAGAUGGGUUUGGGUGUAUUCGCUGUCCAGGCAGCCUCAAUGAUGAGGGGAAGUGCCAGUGUUCAGGCAGUGUCCUGGUGGAGAGAGAUGUCAGUGGAAACCUUUUGGACGAGGCCAGGUGUGAAACAUGCAAUGGAAACAGCCCUGCUUUCUCUGUGCCAAACAGCAGUGGAGACAGGUGUGAGAGAUGUCAGGCUUCUUUUAUUAACUUGUCCUGUGAGUGCAACACUCCUAAUGUCCAGGCAGGAGGAUUGUGUUUGCCUCCAAACACCCUCUCCACCAAUGUGAAUCCCAGUGUCAACUAUGCUCAGUUGAAGUUCAGUGUCCAGUCUGCCUGGUUUGUGAAAAACCUCUACUCCUCUGCAGCAGCCUGCCUUGUCUUUUCCAACCUGACGGCAUGCCAGGCUCUUGGGAACAUGUGCGUGAUGAACAUGCACUCCUUUAGUGGCCUGUCCACAGAUGCCUGUGGUCUCUUUAAUUCCAUUUUCAGAUCAAGGGCUGCUGCAAGCUCAACUCAAGACAUUUCCUACUGGAGAGCUAAUCUGCCAUGGCUUUACUAUGGGGACGAACCAGGACUGGCCAGUCGAGUGCUUCAAACUGAUCCAGUUCCUAUCGGAUUCAGUUUCAGAGGAAAAAACAAGAACACUGACAUUAAGCUGCUUGCUGCCGUCUAUAAUGUCAGGGGAGAGUUCCUCAGAUGGGAACAAGUAGACGGAGGUACUUUCCAGCUUUGUCCACAAACAGCAGCCAAACAGGCAGCAGCCUUCAGCUUUGGAACCGCUUACCAAGAAAGUUGUGAUCUCUCAGUAGCAGGGCUGCUGGAUACCUAUCCCGAGCCGCUGUUCUAUGAUGUGUUUAUGGAUCUUGGUGGAGGCGAGAACAGAAAACUUUUCCCUCUGCCAACACUGGUGUAUAACCAGCAAUACAAUGGACGGUUCAUCAACCAAGAGAGCAUGAAGAGCUGGUACCUCUCUCGACGUAUGUUUCUUGUGGACACUCUGGGUGGAAGAGACAAGAGUGUUAGCUUCCCACCGAAAGUCAUCCGUGUGGCCAGCAGCAUCAAAAUUAGGUUCCAGCUGGUUCCACGAACCCAGGAAGGACAGGUAUAUCCCCCUCUAAUGGUUGUGACCUACACAGAUGUUGCCAUCACGGAUUCCAAUACAAAAAAUGUGUCUGCAACAUUUGCUGUGGAGUAUGAGAUGGAUCAGAGUGAGGCUCGCAUAAAGACAGAUACUGCUCUGGGUGUGAUGGGGGGUGUGGCCGUGCUUUACUCUCUACUGAAGACAGUCAGCUGGAAGAGAAGGAUCGCCUCUCCACUCAUUGAUGUAGAGACAAUGCUUAAGUUUUUGUUGUUUUAUGCUGGAGAUCUGGCCAAUGUUUUCUUUGCCAUCACUGUGGGAACUGGACUUUACUGGCUCAUCUUUUACAAGGCCCAACAGUUUGUAUCAGUGCUGUUACCGCUGCCUGCUCAAGAGGAGCAGUUUGUGACAUACAUUGGUUGCGCCUUCGCUCUCAAGGCCGUCCAGUUUCUCCACAAGCUGAUCCUACAGGUGUCAGUCGAUAUAUUCCUUAUUGACUGGGAAAGGCCGCGAAGCAAGGCUAGCAGACCUGUACAAGCUGCUGGUGAGCCAAAACGUGACCCCUCUCCCGUCAGCAUCUGGAGGACCUACUUUGUGGCCAAUGAAUGGAACGAGAUCCAGACCAUUCGCAAGAUCAGCCCGACCUUUCAGAUCAUGGCUGUGCUGUUCUUUCUUGAAGUGCUGGAUUUCUCUAGCCUGGCCCUCAGGGACCCCUGGCCAACUUUACAGCGGUCCUCACAGGAAUACAUGCCUUCAUACAGCCUGACGCUACGCUACGGUCUGGCAGCCACGCUGUGGCUCUGCAUUGGACUUCUGCAGGUGAUUUUCUUCACUGUGUUUCAUGAGCACUUUGUGGAGGACAAAAUCCGUCAGUUUGUAGACCUCUGCUCCAUCAGUAAUAUUUCUGUGCUGCUCUUAUCUCACCGUUGUUUUGGCUACUACAUCCAUGGGCGUUCAGUACAUGGCCAUGCAGAUACAAACAUGGAGGAAAUGAACAACAAUCUGAAGAGAGAAGCUGAGUCUCUGUGUGGUCAAAGAGGGUUGCUUCCCAACACAGACAUCCAGACCUUCCAGGUGUCUCUUACCAAUCGCCUGCGGUCACAGUAUGACAGGAUACGGGAGCCACUUAACAGGAGGAACGGACCAUCGAGGCUGAUGGACGCAUCAACGGCCAACCCGUUUGAGCAGAACAUCAGAGCCUACCACACCAUGAACCACUUCCUGGGAUCCAUUAUAGACCAUGCUCACCCUGACAUGGACUACAUAGUGAAGGACAAGCUGGUGUUUGAGAGGGUCAUAGGAAUGGAGUUUCUUGAACCCAGUGAAAAAAGCAUCUUUUACAAUGAUGAGGCCCAUUCCUUCAGUGAUGUGCUUUUUUAUGGAAAUGAGGCCACGCUGCUGAUCUUUGACACUUUGUUCUUCUGUGUUGUCGACCUUGGAUCUCAGAGCUUUGUACUUGCCGCUGUGCUUACAUACGUACAGCAAAUGAUAUUCCGCUUGAUCCGUAACAUUCUUGGAAGGAAGAACCUCGUCAACAAGACUCUGGUGGAUGAGAGAUUUCUGAUAUAAAAUUCCCUGCUGAAUACUUGCUAGAGUCAAUGUUGUUUAGUGGCAUUUCUCGCAAAGAUGUUUACUGUUUACAGCUUUUGCAGCUCUUUUUUGUACUUUUCUUUAUAUACAGUAUUUUCACUGCUGUUUUGUGAUGUAAA